AUGUCAUUGUUUUCUCGCAUGAGGGAGCUAAAACACUUUGUGCAAUCUAUGAUCAAUGAGGGAAUUUUGGACCAUCAGUUUUCCCAAGUUCGAGCUCUCCAUGAUGCUACUAAUCCUGAAUUCGUAGCUGAAGUUAUCAACUCUUUCUGUUGUGAUGGUGAUAGGAUCGUCAGAGAGAUCAACAUGUAUUUAGGUGUUGUUGACGUGAGUUUUUCUAAAAUGGAAGAAUCCUUGCAUCAAAUUAGAGGCAGUAGCUCCACCAUUGGGGCACGUCGCCUGAAGGUUGUUUGUGACGAACUUCUUCAAGCAUGUAUUGACAGAAACAGGGAUAGGAGUAUACGUGUUGCUAAUGAUGUCACUCGAGAGUAUUGCAUUCUUUGCAACAAGUUGGGAAGUGUACUUGAGAUGGAGGUUGCAAUUUUUGCAAUCCAAAGAUCUCAGAACUAG
This is a messenger RNA of Linum trigynum, 447 nucleotides long. The record is from the annotation of a GenBank genome assembly. Lineage: Eukaryota; Viridiplantae; Streptophyta; Magnoliopsida; Malpighiales; Linaceae.